AGAUAUGGGAGGUAGUUACUUAAAUCCUCACAAGCCUUGUCAAAAGACCGGUCAUAAACCGCUAAACCGGCCGGAACCACUCGGUCUGAUCGAACCAGGAUCCGGUCGGUUUUGAAAAAAGAGGUAUAGCCGUUUUAACAAUCAGGAAAAGGGAUGGGGAAAAACCCAAAAAACCCUAACUUCCCCCAGCUCUCUCGCCUCUCUCUCAACUCCAGAAGAUCAGAACCCCUUCGAACGCAACAGCCUCUGUUCUUCGGAAGAACUUCUUCCAUCUCGUGGUCGUUCUUCAACCAAUCCAGCCACCGCCGCCGUCCGCGCUUCUCCAAGAGUCGUCGCAACGCCUCUGUUCGUCGCACUUCCGCGUCUGUUUGCCGAGCUUCCCCUCUGUUUCGCCGUGCUUUUGCCGCCGUUUCACCGUGCUUCCGCCGCGCUCCAGGAGCCUCGGUUCAAGUGAAAGGGUCCUGCCUCCCCCACCAACUCCGACGCCAUCUCUUUUUUUAUUUUUGAAGAAAAACCACACAAUUGGGCUGGCCCACUCAAAAUUUGCUUUCGCUCUCCAUAAUACAGUGGGCUUUUCCCGAUUAUUCCCCCAGCCCAAGCCCAAAGAGAAAAAGGAUAUCUGCAAAUAAUCUGGCCUCACCUCGCCGCGACGGCACUAGCGCUCCUAGUCGAAGUUGAAUUUACAUUGAAGCGAAUUGAUUUGUGAAUCGAAUUUUGAGUUCUCCGAACAAGAAAGUAAUGCAGUGAUGGAGUUUUGCCCAACUUGUGGAAACAUGUUGCAGUAUGAACAGCCUAAUCUGGGUCGCCCCUCUAGAUUUUAUUGUCCAACUUGCCCCUACGUUUGCCACAUUGAGAACAUGGUCAAGAUUAAGAGAAAGCAGUUGUUGGUGAGGAAAGAGAUAGAGCCAGUUAUCUCACAAGAUGACAUGAAGAAUGCUCCCACAGCUGAGGUGCCAUGCCCAAGAUGCAGUCAUGAUAAAGCUGCUUACACAGAGUUUCAGACUCGUUCAGCUGAUGAGCCAGCAACUAUAUUUUACUUGUGCCUGAAUGAGAAGUGUAAGCACCAAUGGCGUGAAGAUUAACUGCAUAUGCUCAUGCAAUCUUUUUAUUAUUUUUGGUUGGCCCAGCAUAGAGAAGCUUUUCAUGUUGUUUGAAUAGAAAUUAUAUGGCAGCUGAGAGGGGUGUGGUUCUUGGUUUCCUCUUUUUUGCUAAUAAUUACAAAAUUCUUAUAUUUUCCAGUUUUUUGUCUAUUUUAGAAUAUUAAUAAAAUUUAAUUUUAUAUCAUUACUUCAUAUUAAUCAUUGUCAUUUGUUUCAAUCCAUGUAUAUUUAAAUAUUUGCUACAUUGCCACUUAUCGUUUGAAUAGUGUAAAUCAUAUUAAUGU
This is a messenger RNA of Arachis ipaensis, 1384 nucleotides long. RefSeq lists its product as uncharacterized. Lineage: Eukaryota; Viridiplantae; Streptophyta; Magnoliopsida; Fabales; Fabaceae. Gene Ontology annotation, biological process: DNA-templated transcription; termination of RNA polymerase III transcription. The record is from RefSeq and is a predicted model, not a curated record. Gene Ontology annotation, cellular component: RNA polymerase III complex. Gene Ontology annotation, molecular function: zinc ion binding; nucleic acid binding.